AUGGCGACGGCACUACAGAAACAGCUCGCGACCAUCGCGGCUACGAGCACCCAGCAGCUUGACUUGCGCGCGCAAAAGUCGGCACACGGAAAGUCAUUACUAUUCGAGCCCAAGAUCGCCGCCUCGCAGUCAUUUGAGACUGUUUAUCUGAUUUGCUAUGAGGGGUACAAGGACCUUUGCGCCCUCGACUCGAGGUUCAUGCGCUUUUCCAAGAGUCUAUUCAGCGAGCAGAGCAAGGCUGAGGACCGCACCCAGAUGACCAAGGAUGAGAACCGGAGGUUAGAUACAGCACUCGAGGCUUUCAUUACGCUGGUCGGACCAAGACUGUUGCUCAAACCCGCAGAAAAGGCCCUAGAGUGGCUUGUGAGGAGAUUUCGUAUUCACGAGUACAAUACCAAAAUCCUCGUCUUCACUUACCUACCUUACCACAAUACGCCCCAAUUUCUUGCGCUUCUUUCCAUACUGCCCGCCAGUCCUCCCCACGCUAUUCGCUUCCUCUUCCCAUACAUCCAAGCGCCGACCAAUAUCCCUCAGCGGACCAUCGCCUACACGGCCAUUAAUACACCUCAAUUCUUCGAAGCCUACCAAUCGUACAUUGCCAAGGUGGUAGAGGCAGGUCACCAGGCUUCGCACAUGCUAUCUUUUUGGUCUGGAAUCACCGUCGAAGCAAUUUAUGGCAUACUAAGCAAUUCGAGCUCCGGCAGAAGAGAGCUCCAAGAUCAAGGUACCGAAAAGCUCGUCUUGGACCUGCUCCCUGUGCUCAACACCUGUAUGCAGGCCAAGCACGGAGCCGACACUGUAUUGGCCUGCUACGCCAUUGUCAUCAUGCUGGUCAACCAGGCCAAGGUUGGAGACAAGGUCCUCGAUGGUCUCAUGGAGGCUGUCAUUGCAGCGCAUGAUGAAGCGUCGCUCCAAUCAUGUCUAGGCUGUUUAGCUAUUAUCGCCAUGGAGCGCUCCAAGGCGCCCAUUCCAACCAGAGUAGCCAAGGGCCUACUCAAGACACCACAACUUGUCCAAAAGUUGAUAUUGGUCUCCAACCAGUGUCAGGUCGGCCGACUUGCCUUGGGCUGUGCUCUAGGUGCGCUCAGUGUGAGUUCCGAGGAGAAUCAGGGCGUCUUCCACGAGCUGAUCGCAUCCGGUCUGCUCGGCAGGUGGCGCAUUCAAAUACUUCUUUCAGCCCUCACCCAGAUUCUUUGCGACAGCGCCCCAGGAUCUGAGGAGCAUGGAGAGUUGCUCCAAAUCGCGACAAAACUCGUCGAAUCGAAAGAGCUGUCGAGCAUACUACAAGAGGCGGCCAAACAGAACAACGCAAACCUAGAGUCGCUAGGGCUUACUAUUUCGCAAGACGCGGGGAUUGAGGAAACCAAGGAUGACGAAUCCGAUGAAGAGAUGCUGGAUGUGGACGACGAGUCAACCGAGAAGCCUCCUGUCCAGCUACCAGAACUCACAGUCAGCAGCUUCUUCGAUCGCGACUGCGAAAGCCAGUACAAUGAGACUGCCAGCGUUUUUGAGAUAGCUGUGUCUACAAAGCAAACCAGGCGAUUUCUUGGCUUAGACGGCUUGAAGAAAGAGGCAGCCUUACAGCAUCCACUCUAUCUGUCGUUUCUCGCUCGUGUCUGGACCAGUAUUGCCCCUGUCACCAUCCGAGUCGCCGCCCUUCGUGGCGCGGCGUCUUCUUUUGAAAAGCUUGAAGCUGCACAUCUUCUGCAAAACAUCUUGCCAUAUCUCGUCUCAGCACUUUCAGAUCCGAUUCCACUCGUCCGUCGCUCAGCUGCUGGAUGCAUCGGCCUCAUAGCACGGAAGGCAUCUGCAAAGUCCAAGGUGCCUUCUUGGGGCAAGUCUGAUUUGUAUGGCGAGGCUUCAAAGAAUAUUUCCGAGCUAAAGCCUGAAGAGUUCUUGAUUUUCAUUACUCAGAUGCUGCAGCCUAUAUUAGAGGAAUGCGUCAUGGAUUCAACCUUUGUAAUCCCUGCGCUCAGAGAUAUCCUGGAAGGAGCACAAUCAAAAAACCAGCCCAAGCAAUCGUUCAAGAUGCAGACAAGAACGGCAGUUCUCGGGUUCUUCGCAAGCCAUGCUAGUCUCACUCCGGUUCUGAGAGUUCGUAUGCGCCUGCUUCCGAUGUUCAACAUACGCGGAAAGGUCUCCGACACGAUCCGCGCCAGUUUUGUAAUUCCACUGUUGAACAAGUGGUCUGCUCUUUCAGCUACUAGUGUAUCCACCAGCUGCGCCCACGAAGGUUGCUCCAUUUCGGAGGUUGACCAGGCUCAUCUUGCUUCAACGCUACCGAGAGAGGCGAAGAGCGCACAGCUUUUGCAGGAUAUCAUUACCGGGACCUUGAACAAGGAGCGCGAGGUGUUGGUCAGUGCUGCAUUUGACCGAAUCCACGCUUCCUGGUCUUCAUUCCGAUCAGAGGCACGGCAUUCACUGGCUCAAUGCAUGCUGGGCUUAGCUACCGGUGAAGGUGAUGGGUCUUUGGACAAGCUCUGCAGAGAGAGGUCUGUGGAGACCCUUCGCGAUGUCAGCCUAGAUUCAGCAAUCCUGGUCUCGUUCCUGGACAGUGUCCCUUCCCCCACGGCCAUGCCAGAUGGACCGCCAGCAGCAAAGAGGAGGAGAACCAGUAGAAACGAGAUAGCACGUGUAGAGCUAUCUUCCCAAGACGACGUCCAAAGACUUCUUAGGAAACUCACACUAGUCCUUGAGUUGGUUGAAGGAUCAAACCCAGGACAACAUCCGACGCUGUUCAACAACCUUUUCGGUAUCUUUGCUGAAUUGCAACCACUCAAACAACAAUCAGGAUCUGAGCUAGUAUAUCUACAGAGUAUCAUUCUGAGUUCCCUGAGCCCGAUUGUACAGACCUUGAAGGAGCAAGAUGAAACGACCUCUUAUCAGUCAAGCGUACGCGCCGACCUUCUGAUUGAUUGCAUUCGGCAUUCCAGCAGCCCGCAAGUACAGAACAGCGCGCUACUCUUGAUCUCCAAUCUUGCUUCUUGGGUCCCGGAUCUUAUCUUGCACAAUCUCAUGCCUAUCUUCACCUUCAUCGGGUCUACUCUGCUGCGACAACACGACGACUACUCUGCCCAGGUUGUUGAUAAGACCAUCUCGCGUGUAGUACCCCAACUGGCCGCCUCUCUUCGCUCAAAGCACAGAGACUUCAUUGCCGGUGUAUCCGACUUAUUGCUCAGUUUCACUGCUGCUUUCGAGCAUAUUCCUCUACACAGGAGGAUGAAGCUCUUCGCGGAGCUGGCUCGUACACUGGGUCCCGAGGAUUCCCUUCCAGCUAUCGUCGCACUACUUGCAGAACGAUACCAUAGCAAAGAGCAACGUAGAUUCUGCGCCGACUUGUUGCUCAACUUUGAGCCUGUUCAUACCCUUGUCACCAUCAAAGGCUACCUCGAUCUACUCAGCAAUGCAGUUGCGCCAAAGCCCCAAGUCGCGGAGACACUGUUUGGUUUGAAAGAGAAGGUCAAAGAAAACAGGUUCGAUGUAACAAUCCAGAGCAUGCUCACGUGUUUGGCGGAUCUCGCCCUUGAUGAGAAGAUGAAGGCACAUGUCACGAGGGCAUACCGAAAGAAGGAUGAUCCCGAGAAACCGCGUAAGAUCUUCGCAGACAUCGUCGAAACAACUGUUCAGCUCUCGAGGAAGCUGGUUUCAAGCCCAAAGCUAUAUGCAGGAUGCAGCAGUGUUCUUGCUAACUGCUUGGACCUGCUGCCAACAACUGAUCUCACCAAAUCAGCAGAGCUACUCCUGUCAAGCACAGAUUCGCAUGUACAAGCCGCCUCUAUUAGGUCGGUCGAGCUACGAGCGGGCACCGUCAAGCAGAACGACCGCAAGUCUGUAGAAGCCCUCAUCUCCUUCCUGCCUAGCGCCCAAAAGGUUUUACAACAAUCAGCACUGACGGAUGUCAAAAUGAUCUCGGUCAGCUGCAUAGACCGCAUCAUCGAACGCUUCGGAAAGAAGGAUAUAUCCGCUGUUUCGUUGGUGGCUCAGGUCAUUGCCGGUCCGCAGUCGUUGUUGAGCAGCGAGGAUAGGCUUCGCAUCCUGUCUUUGAUCUGCCUCACAUCUGUCGUUGACGUCCUUGAAGAUGAGGCAAUCUCCCUGCUCCCCACCAUCCUCCCAACAGCGUUUGAGUAUCUGGCACAUGCCAUUGAGACAGAGAAGACAGGGCUCCACAACGCCAUCUUCACCUUACUCUCUAACAUUGUUGAGCGUUUGGGCUACAUGUUUUCGCGCGAAUAUCUGGACAAAGCGCUUCGGCUGUCACAGCGCUCUGCAGCUGCUGACUUGGAAGAUGCCUGCGAUGUCAGCCGCAAUGCAUUCUUUCAAAGCGUGUCAGAGCACCUUAGCGCUCAGGAAGUAUUCGCCGCAAUCAAAUCAACAUGGUCACACGCCGCGUUCCAAGGUUUUGAAGCCUCGCUUGAGCACCUUGAGCUCUUGCGCUCCACCAUCAACGCUCAGACUAAGGUUAAGCUCGUGAAAGCAAGCUCGCCGCUAUUCAGCUUGCUCUUGCAAACGUUCCGCCUACGGGAAAUUGUCCAAUCGGAGAACAACGAGGACAAGGUUGAUGACGAGGAAGUCGAGCAACUCGAAAACAUUUUCAUUGAAUCUGUCAUUGCUAUGGUUCUCAAGCUCAGCGAUGCUACUUUCCGUCCCUUCUUCGCCCAGCUCGUCGACCAGGAAGGCCCCGUACCCACAGAUCUUCAACGCUCCAUUACAUUCUACAAGUUCCUCGCCGCCUUCUUCGAUAAGUUCAAGUCCCUCGUAACCAGCUACUCAAGCUACAUCGUCGAGCCCGCCGCCAAACUCCUCACUCAACUCGCAACCACCGACCUCGCCGUCGCCCCCCGCGCCGCCGUCCUCUCCGCCCUCCAGAAAUCCUUCCAACACGACCAAGACGGCUUCUGGCAAGCACCCUCCCACUUUGGCACAAUCAUGCCACCUCUGCUCUCUCUCCUCGCCUUACCCUCCGCCUCAACUUCCACGCCAGAGAAUAACACAAACAACGUUAUUCCCACAAUCACUGAACUCGCUGCCGCGUCUAGUUCCUCUAUGGAAAAUCACCGCGAGAUGAACACCAUCUUGCUCAAGAAUAUGCGCAGUGAUGACAGGCAUACGCGUCUAGCGACUGUACUUUGCGAGCAGAGCUUGACGAGGAGGCUAGGUGAGGAGUGGCUGGGUUUGUUGCCGGAGAUGCUACCGUUUAUUAGUGAGCUCAUGGAGGAUGAUGAUGAGAUUGUUGAGCGCGAGUGCCAGAGGUGGAAAAAUGGUAUGGAGGAGAUUUUGGGUGAGAGUUUGGAAGGGCUCUAUGUACAUGAAAGGAUUGUUAGAUAA
Molecule: messenger RNA, 5325 nt
Organism: Pyrenophora tritici-repentis Pt-1C-BFP
Lineage: Eukaryota; Fungi; Ascomycota; Dothideomycetes; Pleosporales; Pleosporaceae
Product: BP28CT multi-domain protein
Biological process (GO): positive regulation of transcription by RNA polymerase I; maturation of SSU-rRNA from tricistronic rRNA transcript (SSU-rRNA, 5.8S rRNA, LSU-rRNA)
Cellular component (GO): small-subunit processome; t-UTP complex; 90S preribosome
Molecular function (GO): snoRNA binding
Source: RefSeq, a predicted model, not a curated record